Messenger RNA from Mastomys coucha (southern multimammate mouse), 1119 nucleotides. RefSeq lists its product as uncharacterized. The record is from RefSeq and is a predicted model, not a curated record. Bases 87 to 788 code for a protein of 233 amino acids. Lineage: Eukaryota; Metazoa; Chordata; Mammalia; Rodentia; Muridae. The transcript has 5 exons.
CUGUGACAUAACUGCCACAUCAGGUCUGGCCUAGUUCAGUCACUAACUGUCAUUAGUAAAGUAAGAGCUCUGCAGGGUCUGGGAAGAUGAGGAGGAAGCAGCCAAGGAUUUUGGGAAGUCUACGCAAUCCUGUUCCCUCUCAAUCCUGUUCUUCUUCUCUGCCCUCUGUCCAACCAAACAACAUUCAUUUCUUCCCAUUUGAGACCCCCGCUCCUAAGCCUGCCUCUUGUACCAACCCUCUUUCUGUUUUCUGCCCUACCUCUUUUCCUGCCCUGAAGAACACUUCCUACUUCCCCACUUUAAUGAUCACUAUGCCCAGCUCCUCCUGUGUAAACAAACUUUCCUCUAAGCGCCCUGCUCAUUUCACCACCUCUUCCUACCUGUCUACCCUCAUGACUACCUCUUCUCCUAGUGAAGAUAGGCUGGAUAGUUGCCCAGUCCCUCUUUCCCAUCCGGAAUCUAGCUACUUUCAGCAAGACUGGCAUAUUCUUCAGGAACUGAACAAGAAUUCUCUAUACCCAGAGUUUGAAAUUGGAGGAAGCAGAUGUGACUUCACAUCCUUGGUUCCAGGGAAGCUGCAGCCAGGGACGACUGGAAUUCAUGAAGUGGAAGAGGCUCAAGCCCAGGAUGAUCUUGAUACCUUCACUCACGAAGCAGUGGCAAGAACAGCAGCAUUGGAGGACAGAGUGAGGUGUCGUUGGUCAAGAACGCAAGUUUUGCCAAAUAACCAUUUCAGGAUGGAGAAAGCAGAGGGGGAACCUGAAGUGACAGGACCUCAAGAUUUCUAAAUAACUUCAGGACUCAAAAUGAUGCCACUACCUACAAAGCUAAAAUAUGAUAUCUGGGACAGACAGUCAUCAGAAGCAGCAUGUGUCCCAUGUAGCCACUCCAUGGAUAAAAUAAACAAAGUGAACAUGGUUCACAGAAAUAUUACAUUUGCAAACAAAUUAAUAACUGAAUCACUGUUAACUACGGAUCUGUAAACAAAAGGAAGGAAGUUAUUUUACACUGACCCUGCAGUCAUUACUAAAGGAAGAAAGCAUGCAUAAGCUUUUACCUGUAUUGAAAGAACACAAUGUAUCCAAUUUUUGAGGGAAAAUUAUGAAAAAAAAGUGGAAA